Molecule: messenger RNA, 3563 nt
Organism: Ceratina calcarata
Lineage: Eukaryota; Metazoa; Arthropoda; Insecta; Hymenoptera; Apidae
Exons: 13
Coding region: 747-3380 (877 amino acids)
Source: RefSeq, a predicted model, not a curated record
GUGGCACGUCACCCGAAACGACUCGAUGUAACAGUCAGACAUAAAUAAUAAUUUCAGAAAUUAAUGCACGAUCAUCGAUGCACACAUUUUUGUAAGCGUAUGCGAUGUCACUGUUUUCAUUAAAUUAUUGCUAUUGUAAUUGUAAUUUGUAGAAAGAAAUUUCACGAUAGUACUUGCCCAUCUACAUAUGCGCAGACUUGCGUAGUUGAGUGAAAAUUGCGCGCCAAUAUCUUGAGGAUGUCCAUUACAAAUUAUGAAGUGAGGUAUUGUCGAGUUACGGUAUUUAGACUUGCUUCAAUUUCAUUUAUAAUCUAAUAGUUACACGUAGUUAAUUAAGUGGUACGUUACAUUAGUAUGGAUCAUUUUUGUGAUGAAUUGAAAUGAAAGCUCUAAAGUAAAAGUAGCACUGAUUUGAGAAACAAACGGGAAUGUAUAAAUUUUCAGUAUCAAUUCACAGAUUUGUUUAGCAGUAAUAUCUAUGCGAAAUAUUUAAAAAAGACUAUUCUGUUCCAAUAUGUCAUUCUUUUCGUAUACAUAUAUAUAUAUAGAUGAGUACGCCGGUGUGGCGUGUUACCACGUGUUACGUUAUUUUGCGGCAAUCUUUUAAAAGCGGUACGCGUGAAAGAACGUUUCCUACACUUGUGACGUUGUUGUGUUGAGUGUUGAUUUUUUUAUUUUGUGGAGACAUACGUACUGGACUGGUUGAAAGCUACAAAGCGGUAAUAUUGGAACAUCAGAAACAAAAAAUGGAAGACGAAAGUUCCUUCGCCGCUUUGUUAGACGAUUCCACAUCCGAUGACGAGAAAUCUAUCAACGAUUAUUCAUCCAAGUUGAAGGAUGCUUUGGAGAAUUUCGUUCAGAGAUAUGACACAGAAUUAUUGCAACAGACUCUGCAGGAUUGUUUGUCCUCGUGCCCAGAAAAUUUAUUAAAUCAGAAUAUUUUCAACGAAACACUUCCCUUCGCUUAUUCUCUCCUGUCUGAGGCUUUAACGCAAAUUGAUAAAACGAUAAACGCAAGUACGAAUCGAGACAAGAAGCAAGAUGUGAAACGACAAUUACUCGUUUGUCACGAAUUAUUGAGCGUAUGGGAAAGAUCCAUGGAACGCGUGUCGAAAUUCAGUAAAACGUCUGCGACUGAUCUUAAGUGCAUACUGGAAAAUGUGUCUCCUGCGAUUAAAUCCACGUUCGAGCAUUGCAGAACAAGUAAAACUUUUUACGGGAGUUUGCUUGAGGACGUUUCGGAGGAAUUGACGAAUCUCUUUCGCAAAGCGAAAACGAUCUUGAAUCUAUUCUUAGCCACUUUGGACGGUGUAAUAGUUUUCGACACGGAUACGGAAUCUGAAACGGACUUGUUGAUAAAAGUGAUCGACUCGAUAGGACUGUUCGUUAACAUUGCAAACGAGUUGGAUCUAAGAGCCUUCGUAGAGACCGCAAAAAUGUUUGGCAAAUUGGCGAUUAAGCAUCAACAAACAGUGCAACAAAUUGAUGUUACGAUUGUCACCGGGCAUGUUGCACAAUUGACAAAAAGUAUAUCUCUUAUGCUGUUGUUCUAUCAGGAUACGUCAGCUCAGAUCGAUGAAAAAAAGAUAAGAGUUGUUGGUUUCUCGCUAAAAAUUUUAGACAAAUUAUUAACAGCCUAUUGUUCGUACAUUAAUAAUGAAAUUCUGGAAUGCGUAAUCGACCUCUUGUUAAAAAUCUUCAGGUGUUCUCCACUAUGUUUGCAAAAAGAUCAGUUUGACGAUAAGUUGAUCGAAGUAAUAAACGUUCACAUCUCAAAGGGCGCGGAUGCGUUUUUAAAUACUACUUUUAAAUCUUCGGAUUUCAAGCAGGCCUUUUUUGAAUAUGGGACUCGGGAAAAUAUCGACAAGCUAGGCUAUCACUUGUCAAUUGUUAGCAUAAUGAACAAAUUACUCGGUAUGUCACACGAGCAGAGUUGUACGUGGACCUUAGGUGAUCAAUCGAUUAUUGAUCUUGCAUUCACUAACAUUAAUUAUAUACAGGAAGAGAUUUGCGUGGGUGAAGCGAGAUUGCCUGGUGUACACGACAUAGGAGAGAGGCAAAGAUCCGCGUCGCUGUAUGAAGCGACGUUGGUAUCAAUUUGUGGUCUGAUCAGCCAAAUUCCUGCGGAGGGGUUCUACGCCAUCGAACUGAUUCUGUUGAAACAUUUACUUGGAAGUCAGUUAUGGAGUUCUUUACUCAGCGCUGAUACUUGGUGUUUUGUCGCCCGUAUUGGAUCUUCGGAAUUGUGCGCUAGUCACGUUAAAUACCUGUUGAAAGUUCACGCCGCUUUAAUGAAACGACGUAACAGUCUCGAGAUGAUCAUAUUAGAGAAUUUAAUAGGGAGACUGUAUAGUUUACUGUCAGAGGACACGAGACAUGAUCUUAUGAUUGAGAUCGACGAUCUCGAAAAUCCAUCCUGGACGGAAGUCGCUCGAUUUUUACCACCGAAGACGAAGUCAGUUUUACAGACUCGAUUGGCGUCCGUAUUGAACGAAAUCCCGAGCACGUUUAUAGAAUUGCAGCGGCAACCGACCGUGCAAAACUGGAAUCGUUUCACUCUGUUAAUGAUUCUCAUGGGAAAACUUAAUUAUCUCGGAGAAAAGAAUAUUGCUGACAUGCUGUCUCAAAUAUGGAACUCUGUCGCGAACACUAUUGAAGUUUUCGAAAACAGGCAGUUAGACAUAUUAUCGGAGUUUAUGUUAAAAUUAUUCAGCGUCACGCAACCCGAAAAAAUUCAAAAGAAUACUCUUUCAUCGAUUCUUGAAGCAAUUUUAGCAUCACUAUUAUGCUGUCCGCCGCACGUGAAAGUGAUGGCCUCGCAUUACUUAAGAAAUAACGUUAAAUCUUUUGACAAUUGUGAAGUCAGAACGGCGAACGCUUUGGCAGAGCUCAACUGUUGCCUUUUGGAAGACGAGAAUCCGUGGGUACGGCAGGAAGCCCUGGAGUCAUUCGUUUAUGUGACUCACAUGUGCCCAAACGACGACUUAGUUACCAGAAUAGUCAGCGCUAUUACCAGAAAAUCAUCUCUAAGCGAUUCGCUGCCCGCUUAUCUAUCCGACAGGACUUAUUACGAGCUUCGGGACUUCGCGGACGUUCGAAGUUACUUGCGGCAUGUUGUAGUGCAUUCCCGAGAUAUCCGUCACGUUUGCGAUAACUAUGAGGCUUUUGAAAGAAAUGAGAAGCUCGCUAAACUCGAGAAUCGACAUGUCGAUAAUUCUGACGAAAGUCCGUUAAUGACGAAAGAGCUCGAUGAAUGUGUGAACAAGCUGUGCGGCGAACUGAGCGAGAUUACGAAAAAGAGCGAUGCAAUCGGGAAGGACGUCUUAAGAAAAUUGCGAUUAGUCUGCGAAAAGUUUUUAGACAUUACCACACCCAAAUAAAUUUCAUAUUUUUUCAUUAAUUAUACGAAUCAGGUACACUGUGCGACGAUCAUAUAAAAAAGCGAUCUCUUUUUUUAAAGUGUCAAUCUAUUAAGUUAUUUAAAUACGAAUUAUGUAUCUAAAUUUGCUCAUAGUGUGUGCAGAGAAAUUGUAUAGAUAGAAUAAAAACGGUGAAAUAAGUUA